CCAACUACUCCUACUCCUUCCUUUUUUGGAUCAAAAAAUCCAACUGCAGAUUUGAGAGUACACAACCAGAGUAAUCACUAAUCUAGUCUUAGCUCCUCCACAAAAGCACCCGCGAAAAGUAUAGUCGUAAUGCAUAUCUACGGCGCCGUCUCACCGUCUCCGCCCCGUGUUAUUCUCUCUCUGUUCUGUUGCCCGUGUCAAAUAUCAAACCAAUUACAAUUUCCUUGCAAACUAGACACUGAUUUUAGAAGAGGAAUCAGAAAGCUAAAGGGUUCUCGCGUGACGGCUGCCUUCUGGGAAUCAAUCAAAUCUGGAUUACUGAAGAAUCCCACACAAGUUAUUGAAGCACCUUCCACUGUGGAAGAGGAAGAGGAACCAUUACCUGAAGAGUUUGUUUUGAUUGAGAAGACACACCCAGAUAAAUCGAUUGAACAUAUAAUUUUUUCUUCGGGCGGAGAUGUGGACGUGCAUGAUCUUGAAGCCUUGUGUGACAAGGUGGGUUGGCCUCGGAGGCCACUGUCAAAAAUAGCAGCAGCUUUGAAAAAUAGCUACAUGGUAGCUGCAUUACAUUCUGUAAGAAAGUCGCCUGGAGAAGAAAUGAUGAACAUCUUAGUGUACUUGGAAAGUUCCUUGGCAGAGGAAAAUGACCAAAAGAAGCUUAUAGGUAUGGCUCGUGCAACUUCAGAUCACGCCUUCAAUGCAACCAUUUGGGAUGUCUUAGUGGAUCCCGACUAUCAGGGCCAAGGUCUUGGAAAGGCUCUUGUUGAAAAGCUCAUAAGAGCUCUUUUACAAAGGGACAUUGGCAAUAUUACACUCUUUGCAGAUAGUCAAGUUGUGGAAUUUUAUCGGAAUCUUGGUUUUGAACCUGACCCAGAGGGCAUUAAAGGGAUGUUUUGGUAUCCGAAGUAUUAGUUGAUGCUCCAAGGCGAGGAAAGAUUUGUUAAUUAUAACGUUGCAUCGAUUUAUCUUGCAUGAUCAGACGGAUGGUGGCGGUGGUUGAGAACUCCUGUACGUAUAUUUCAAAGUUGGGCAUGAAUUUGUAACUUUGUGUAAUGGCCUUAAAGCUACAAAUAUUGCUAUUAUACCUUGUGAUAUCUGAGUACAUAAAGCCUUUUUUCCUUUGCAGUUUAACCAUUGUUUUUAGGACAUGCCUUUGAUGUUAAGUGUAAUGUCGCCCCAUGAGUAUGAGAUUGGUUCAACAUUAGUUUUUGA
This is a messenger RNA of Rhododendron vialii, 1212 nucleotides long. Its product is annotated as histone acetyltransferase TAP1-like. The transcript is spliced from 8 exons. Gene Ontology annotation, molecular function: N-acetyltransferase activity. The coding region runs from base 130 to 912 and encodes 260 amino acids. Gene Ontology annotation, cellular component: cytoplasm. NCBI's taxonomy places the organism in Eukaryota, Viridiplantae, Streptophyta, Magnoliopsida, Ericales, Ericaceae. The record is from RefSeq and is a predicted model, not a curated record.